AGGCCCUGCGCCCGUCAAGUCUGGGCGCGACGAGCGGCGCGGGGCGAAGAGCCAGCGCUAUGCCUGCGCCUCCCCCGGCCGCGCUCCGAGCCGCGGGGGACAGUUGUGGCGCCCCGGGUGCCUAAAAUCCAGCGAGCUAUUUCCCAGGAACGACUUCUGCCUCUCUGCCUGGAUCCCCAAACGCACCAGCGCUUUGAGCUGGUGAAACCCCUGGAGGGAAGGAAGUGCGUCCCACCAGGCCUCCGUGCAGCGCCCCCUUCUGGCCAUGUCUCCCGCAGCCGCAGCUGAGCCAGAUGAGGUCCGGCAAGACAGGCACAUCAGCAAGCUCAUUUUCUUCCUUUUCGUCUUUGGUGCCAUCCUGUUGUGUGUGGGAGUGCUGCUCUCCCUCUUUGGCUUCCAGGCAUGCCAGUACGAAACCCUCCCGGACUGCAGCAUGGUGCUGAAGGUGGCUGGGCCCUCGUGUGCUGUGGUGGGCCUCGGGGCCGUGAUCCUGGCCCGCUCCAGGGCGCGGCUUCAGCUCCGGGAGAGGCAGCGGCGAGGCGCCCAGGUGGACCCUGACCAAGCCUUCAUCUGUGGAGAGAGCCGCCAGUUUGCCCAGUGUCUCAUCUUCGGCUUUCUGUUCUUGACAAGCGGCAUGCUUAUCAGCAUACUGGGCAUCUGGGUCCCGGGGUGUGGUUCAGCCUGGGCGCAGGAACCACUCAACGACACAGACACUGCAGAGUCGCGGCCCCAGAUCUGUGGCUUCUUGUCCCUGCAGAUCAUGGGACCCUUGAUUGUGCUUCUGGGAUUGUGUUUCUUCGUGGUUGCCCAUGUUAAAAAGAGAAACAACUUGAAUGUGGGCCAGGACACCUCUGAGAGUGAGGAGAGACAGAACCAGAACAUGGAACCUGUUCAGGUCACUGUAGGUGAUGCUGUGAUCAUAUUCCCGCCACCCCCACCGCCUUACUUUCCCGAGUCUACAGCAUCUGCGGGAACUCAGGCUGUGUUUCCCAAUGAAAAUCCACCGUCGUAUUACAGCAUUUUUAGCGAUGGCAGGACCCCAACUCCUGAGGGCCAAGGGGCAGCCUCUGCGAGAGAUCAAGAACCUAUCUAUACUAUUUCUGGACCAACUUCAUUUUCUGAAAUCUCACAGCCUGCACACGUCUCAUCUGAAUUGCCUCCCGGCUAUGAAGAAAAAGAAACUGCUGUAACCACCUCCUCCUCUCGGUCCUCUGAGCCUUCCCCACCAUGAACUUUGGAUGCCAGUUCAGUUUUAUAUGGGAUUGACCACUAUUUUAUUUAAUUUGCUUUUUUUUAAUAAAAAA
This is a messenger RNA of Condylura cristata (star-nosed mole), 1304 nucleotides long. It is a transcript of the gene TMEM171, whose product is annotated as transmembrane protein 171. The coding region runs from base 266 to 1231 and encodes 321 amino acids. The record is from RefSeq and is a predicted model, not a curated record. The transcript is spliced from 4 exons. NCBI's taxonomy places the organism in Eukaryota, Metazoa, Chordata, Mammalia, Eulipotyphla, Talpidae.